Molecule: messenger RNA, 2419 nt
Organism: Rosa rugosa (rugosa rose)
Lineage: Eukaryota; Viridiplantae; Streptophyta; Magnoliopsida; Rosales; Rosaceae
Exons: 6
Coding region: 144-2156 (670 amino acids)
Biological process (GO): intracellular signal transduction
Source: RefSeq, a predicted model, not a curated record
CUCUUGUCCAUUCCCAGCUCUCUCUCUCUCUCUCUCUCUCUCUCUCUCUUGCUCUUUUUAUGGCCUUGUCUUCCUAGGGAGUUUAAAUAGAGCUCUCAAUUUUUGCAUAGCUUGUUUUCUAUACCAUUUGCUUGAGGUUGGAAAUGGAUCCCGAAAUUAAUCUCGGGGAGGUUACAAUCACCAAAGCGACCGGAAAACUAAACGAGUCGCCACCGGAGAACGGGAUUGUAUCAGAAACUCCCAGAGAGAAGAAAACAAAUGAUAAUGGCGUAGCCAAGGUUAAAAUUGGGAAUGGAGCGGCAGAAGCAAACCUGGAGAACGGCGACGACGACGUCUUUUUUACUCCAAUGGCUCCCCCGGAAGAGUCGGAGCACGUGAAAUUAGCCGUUACGCCCAAAUUAACAGAAGAGGCGGAACCAGAAGAACAAGAGGAAGCAGGGAUCCUCCAACCUCAUGCAAAGCUCCCGAAGCCCGAGGCACCGCCUGGCCUCCAUGACCCUCCUCCUUCCCCCAACGACGACGUUUCGGACAACAACCAGAAAUUCGGCGUGGACAUGCCGGCGAUAGGGAAGCUCAUCCGGAAGAGAAGCAACGAUCUCUCCUCGGCAUUCCUGAAGACGCUAUCGUCGCUCAAGGACAACAAUUUCGCCGACGAGUUUCUGAAGCCGAAUGUAACCGAGUUCCAUCUCUCCGGCCUCAAAGUGACGGUGAAGCACAAGAGCGAGACGGAGCAGCAAACGCAGGGUCUCAAAGGUCGGAUCACCUUCUUCUCCAGGUCCAAUUGCCGGGACUGCACGGCGGUCCGGAGCUUUUUCAAAGAGAAAGGACUCAGAUUCGUCGAGAUAAACGUCGACGUUUAUCCUCAGAGAGAGCAAGAGCUGAUCGAGAGGACCGGUACGUCGUCGGUGCCUCAGGUUUUCUUCAACGAGAAGCUAUUCGGCGGUUUGGUGGCGCUGAAUUCGCUGAGGAACAGCGGCGAGUUUGACCAGCGGUUGAAGGAAAUGAUCGGGUCGAAAUGCCCCGACGACGCGCCCGCUUCGCCUGUUUACGGGUUUGAUGAUCUCGAGGAGGAAUUGACGGACCAGAUGAUAGGGAUCGUGAGGGUGUUGAGGCUGAGAUUGCCGAUUCAGGACCGUCUGAUGAAGAUGAAGAUCGUGAAGAACUGCUUCGCCGGCGGCGAGAUGGUGGAGGUCCUCAUUCAGCAGUUGGACUGUGGCCGUAAACAGGCGGUUGAGAUUGGAAGGCAACUGGCAAGGAGGCACUUCAUUCAUCACGUCUUUGGAGAAAAUGAGUUUGAAGAUGGAAACCAUUUUUACCGAUUCCUUGAGCAUGAACCAUUUAUCCCCAAAUGCUAUAAUUUCCGAGGAUCCAUAAAUGACUGUGAGCCCAAGCCUGCAGCUGAAGUUGGCCAAAGGCUCACCAAGAUCAUGUCUGCCAUACUUGAGUCCUAUGCCUCUGAUGACAGGUGCCUACUUGAUUACAUUGGCAUAAGCAACAGUGAGGAAUUCCGAAGGUACAUAAAUUUGGUUCAAGAGCUUCACCGAGUAAACCUUUUUGAACUCUCGCCAAAUGAGAGGCUAGCCUUCUUCUUGAACCUGUACAAUGCCAUGGUCAUACAUGCAGUUAUCAGGGUAGGGCGUCCAAAAGGUGUCAUUGAAAGGAGAUCCUUUUACAAUGACUUCCAGUAUAUAGUUGGAGGUUAUUCUUAUUCCCUUAGUAACAUCGAAAAUGGCAUCCUUAGAAACAACAGGAGACCUCCUUAUUCCCUAGUCAAGCCAUUUGGCACUGGAGACAGCCGCAUAGAGCUUGCUUGUGCUAAAGUGAAUCCAAUAAUCCACUUUGGACUGUGCAAUGGGACAAGGUCGAGCCCGACAGUAAGGUUCUUCUCACCCCAAGUAAUCGAAGCUGAAUUAAGAUCUGCAGCAAGAGAGUUCUUUAAGAGUGGUGGAAUGGAGGUGAACUUGGAGAAGAGGACUGUGUAUCUCACCCAAAUCAUCAAAUGGUUCAAUAAUGAUUUUGGACAAGAUAAAGACAUUUUAGAGUGGAUCCUCAAUUACUUGGAUCCAACUAGAGCAGGUCUUUUGACACAUUUGUUGGGUGAUGGAGGACCUAUACAUAUUUCUUACCAGAACUAUGAUUGGUCCAUGAACUCUUGAUGUUUGCUUGACAACCCCAUAUGGUGCCAUAACCGAUCAUGCUCAAGUCGAGUGAUAGUAUUGCAUUGGCAAGGGAAGUGUUGUUGUAUAUAAUACCUCAAAUUUUGAAGGGGAAAAAAAAGAAAUAGAGGAUUGUUGAUUUAAUGGAAGUGUAGGGAAUGAACAAUGUGAUGGAAGGCAUCAAGCCAAUGUAAUAGUUAAACAGCAGUGCUAUGCUUCAAACUUUGGGUGCUAAAUAUUGUGAGACCAGAUUUUUCUUUUCA